Messenger RNA from Acanthosepion pharaonis, 594 nucleotides. Lineage: Eukaryota; Metazoa; Mollusca; Cephalopoda; Sepiida; Sepiidae. The record is from the annotation of a GenBank genome assembly.
AUGCUUAUUUAUCCUUUCUCUUCAGUUCCAGUCGAGGACAAAACAUUUAAAUAUCAGACCUCCGUCUUUUCUUUUUUCUUUUCUGAGGAAAUUUCUAUUUCUUUUCCUCCUGACUCCUCCCCUUUUUUUUUAUUUUUCCUCCUCCUCCUUCCUUUUCUUCUUCUUUUUAUUCUUAUCCUCUUCUUCUUCUUGUUUUUUACGAAAAAAAUAUUCUUCUUCACCUCCAUUUCUUCUUCUUCUUCUUUUCCUCCUCCUUCUUCUUCUCCUUCUUCUUUCCUCUUGACCUCUUCCUUCUUCUUCUUCUUUUCUUCUUCUUCUUCUUCUUUUCUUCUUAUUUUUUUUUUCUUCUUCUUCUUCUUCUUUUCUUUUUUCUUCUUUUCUUCUUUUAUUUCCAUUUCUUUCCUUUCUUUCUUUUUCUUCUUUCCUUCUUUUUUUCUUCUUCUUCUUUUUCACUUCUUCUUCUUUUUUCUUCUAAAAGAAUUCUUCUUCUUCUUCUUCUUAUUUUCUGUUCUUCUUUUCUUUCUUUCUUUUUCUUGUUUAAAUUCUUCUUCUUUUUCUUCUUCUUCUUCUUCUUCUUUCCUUUCUUUCUAUUAA